AGGCUUCGAUCAUAGCCGUCGCGAGGAAGGGUCUAUAGCCGCGCGAGACAUAAUUUGUUCAGAAAUAAAACGAACAAGUUAUGGAAAGGAACCCCUUUAGAGGAAGGAAAAUCCUUCGUCAGCACAUUUCAUCCUUUUUGCAAAAGGGUUUCGUGUAAAGCGAGCAUGCCUCAACACUGCAUUGUGUAUUUGCAGACCUUACACAAAAGACAUUACCAGGUCUAUAAUACAUUUUGGGGGGUUGCCCGUCUAAGAGUAUGACCGCAGAAGGCGCCUAGCAUUUGUUAGAGUAAGGAUUCCUUUCGAUGACUUGGGGUCGUUUACGACACGACUUUACAGGAGAAAAAGUUUCUUUCAAAUAGUAACAGCAAGGUUAGACGUAGGCAUUAAUGUUUGUUGCUACAAGCUUCGUGGCUCAGUCGUUUCAUCCUCCUGUUUCUCAAUCACCAUCGUUCUCGAAUUGGGCAUUUAUAAGUCUGGGAUUUUCCAUGCUCAGGUGGAAGUUUCUAUAAAGCUCACAGCAGUUAAUAGAUCUUGUUCAGCAAAAUCCAAUUGAUUUAUUCUCCAUUAGCAGAAUCAUAUCUUCACAAAACUCAAAAGAUCAACCAUGCAUUUCCCAAGCACCCUAGCUCUCCUCUCCUCACUCCUCGCUACCACUGUAGUAGCCGACCUUGGAUCAAAUGGAACAUCCAUCGCCGGAGAAGCAUCUGGUGCAGUGAACACCGUCACAUCAGAUUAUGCCCAAGCCAAGUCUACUCAAGAUACCCUUUCCUCAGCAUUAUCCUCUCUAUCCUCCGUUACAUCAGUAACAGCUACAGCCACCGGCUUUUCCUUAUCCUCCCUCAUAUCUGAAGCAUCCUCUCUCUCCGAAGCCGCCUCUUCAAUCUCUAAAUCCCUCUCCAAAUCCAUCUCUCAAGCUUCGACAUCUAGUGCUGCAUCCUUGAGCUCCCAAUCUAAGGUCGCAACAUCGGCCCAAGCUCAAGUUACUAGCAUCAGCGCUGAGAUUAACAGUUUGGAAAGCGUGGCAAGUACAGCUACGGGAAAGGCCAAAAGUGAGGCAUUGGAGAGUGCUAGUAGCUUAAGCUCAAAAUUCACAAGUACUAGUACUUUUGCUAUGCCGCCUGGUGUUACGGCAGUUUCGGGGGUUGAUUCGGAGAAUUAUAUCCCAAUUUGGGGAGUUGUGGUUGUUGGUGCUGUGGGACUGCUGGUCUAGAUUUUGGAUUUCUGAGAUAUUUUGAGUGUGUUUUAUGUGAUUUAGUUGCGGUGCACUAAGACGUUUUGUAAUAGAUAUAGAGUAGAAUA
Messenger RNA from Sclerotinia trifoliorum, 1302 nucleotides. NCBI's taxonomy places the organism in Eukaryota, Fungi, Ascomycota, Leotiomycetes, Helotiales, Sclerotiniaceae. The record is from the annotation of a GenBank genome assembly.